Messenger RNA from Lachancea nothofagi CBS 11611, 1329 nucleotides. The record is from the annotation of a GenBank genome assembly. NCBI's taxonomy places the organism in Eukaryota, Fungi, Ascomycota, Saccharomycetes, Saccharomycetales, Saccharomycetaceae.
AUGGGACAAAUUCUAUCCAAUCCGAUCAUCGACAAGGAGGUGCACUCGGGAAAUGAUCUUCUGACGGCUUUCGGGCUGUGCGCUAUGCAGGGAUGGCGGAUGUCAAUGGAGGACUCUCAUGUGUGUGCGACGAAUUUAGGGCCCAAGGAUGGCUCCAAUGGUCAUGUGGCAUACUAUGCAGUCUUCGAUGGGCAUGGCGGUUCGUCAGUAGCACAGUUCUGUGGUGACAAGGCCGCCAAGGUCGUGCAAGAGCAGGAAUCGUUCCAAAAGGGAUUGUAUGCUCAAGCUCUAAUCGACGCUUUUAUCGCUACCGACAAAGAAAUCUUGAAAGACCCUUUGCUCAGGAACGAUCACAGCGGAUGCACGGCCACGACGAUGCUUAUUUCCAAAGAUCAACAGAAGCUAUUCUGCGGUAACGCCGGUGACAGCCGAACCGUACUUUCGCGCAACAAGCUGGCUAAAGCGCUGUCGUACGACCACAAGCCCACGCUGGUGGGCGAAAAAUCGCGUAUUGUUGCCGCCGACGGGUUUGUCGAGAUGGACCGUGUCAACGGUAACCUGGCACUCAGUCGCGCUAUCGGAGAUUUUGAAUUCAAGUCCAACCCCAACCUCCCCCCACACGCACAAAUCGUAACGUGUGUCCCAGAUGUGUUGGAACACCCCAUAGACUAUGAGGACGACGAAUUCGUGAUCCUGGCGUGCGACGGUAUCUGGGACUGUCUUACGUCCCAAGAAUGCGUGGAUUUGAUUCACUACGGUAUCAAUAAGGGCAACAUGAGUUUAGAAGAAAUUUCAUCUCGCAUUGUAGACGUGUGUUGUUCUCCAACCACAGAGGGUACCGGUAUCGGGUGCGACAACAUGAGCAUCGUUAUCGUUGCACUCUUGCAGGAUGAGGAAUCCAUUGAAGAUUGGACCUCGCGCAUCAGAAGCAAAAAGCAUAUCGCAUCUGUUUCUUUCGCAGAGAGAAGACGUGCCGUUUUCUCAUUUUACGAUUUCCCCAAAGAAGACUCCGAGGUUUUCGCAGUCUCAACAAAGAAAACUGAUGAACACAGCAACAACUACUCAUCCAACGAUGAUGAAGAAACCGAAGUAGAAAGACAUGAGGCGAACCCGGGGCGCUCUCAAAUGGACAUGUUUUCUUUGGAGACUUUGUUGGGCUCCAAUGGGAUUCAGGUAACCCAAGGCGGUAACAACGUUUCUUACAUUCAUGGCUCUGCACUUUCCGAAGUUCUGGCUUCUUUGGGAGGUGGAGCUGGCGCUGGUCAAGUCAUUGAUGAGGAAGGCGAAUCCGAUGACAAGACGGAGAAGCUCAAAGAAAUAAAAGAUUAA